This is a messenger RNA of Anthonomus grandis grandis, 2165 nucleotides long. RefSeq names its product putative RNA polymerase II subunit B1 CTD phosphatase RPAP2. The coding region runs from base 67 to 2112 and encodes 681 amino acids. Gene Ontology annotation, molecular function: RNA polymerase core enzyme binding; RNA polymerase II CTD heptapeptide repeat phosphatase activity. Gene Ontology annotation, cellular component: nucleus; cytoplasm. NCBI's taxonomy places the organism in Eukaryota, Metazoa, Arthropoda, Insecta, Coleoptera, Curculionidae. The transcript is spliced from 11 exons. The record is from RefSeq and is a predicted model, not a curated record.
UAAGGUUGCCGCUGCCAGACAUUUGGCAUUUUAAAAUGUGAAUAAAUUAAAGAUCUGCGAAUUUUUAUGUUUUUCCUUAACACUUUGCAAUACCACACAUUCAAUAUGCAGGAUUCGCUCGAAGAUUAUCUGAAAUUCACAAGAAAUGCUAAAACGGAUGACCCACUUAAAAUAAGUAAAGAAAUGGUAGUCACCGCUCAGCUGAAGAAAGAGUGUGAUAACCGAGCCAUGAAAAUUGUGGAGUUCUCCAUUGAAGGAAAGUUAAGACCUGAAGUUUUUAUUAAAUGUCUUCCAUUUAUUAAUCAGACCCAUUAUGAAGAUAUUGUUGAAGAACGAGCUAUAAGCAAAUUGUGUGGAUACUCUGUAUGUGGUAAAAAGAUUCCUGAAAUGCCUAAGAAACAAUAUUUUAUUUCUACUAAAAGUAAUAAAGUUUAUGAUAUAACUCAAAGAAAGAACUUCUGUAGUAACUUCUGCUACAAAGCCAGUUUACAUAUUAAGAAACAAUUAGAUAAUAGCCCUUUAUGGUUGAGAAAGUUAGAAGAUAUUCCUGAAUACAAAUUAUUACACCCUUCUGAAGGGGGUUUACCAGGAGAGCUGAUUGACCAAGGGAUUGUAAAACCAGCAAAUGAAGUUACUAACUUUACAUCCAUAAACUGUUUUGCUCAAGCCUCUCUGGGAGAUAUUACUGAAAGAAAUGCAGAUUCAUCUCAAAGCAAGAAAACUAGAAAUUUUAAAAGGUCAUCAAUGUUAAAAUCAUCUAUGCAGACUAUUAAAGAAACAGAAAUAGAAGAAGAAAAGGAGGGCUUAGGAGAAUCAACAAAAGUUACCAAAAAGAUAGAACAAAAAAAAGUAGUAAAAGUAGCCAAAAAAGAAACACACAAGAGGCACUGCAUUGUCAGUCUACCUUCAAUAGAAGAAAAUGAGGAAAAGAGUAAAGAAAAUGAUUGUGUUAUUGAAACUACAGCUGUGAUAGUCAAACAAGAAAUUAUGCAAGAAGUCAAUCCUGAAAGAAUCAAACAAGAGAGGUUAGAUCUCUCAGAAAACCCAUCAAUAGACCAAUCACAAUCAACCCAAUCACAAGUUCUGACAGAAACUACCAACAUUGUAACCUGUAAAACUGAAUUCAAUCCCAUAAUUAAAAUGAAAGAAUUGUCAAUAAAAGCUGAACCACCAGAGAAAAUAAAAACAGUCAAACCAAAAUCAGAACCUCUUGAAAAUUCACAAGACAAUAAUGGAGCAAAAACUAAAAAAAGCUCUAAAAAGAAGGAUCAGGAGGAACCUACUAGAGCUUUGGGUAUAGAAUCUUUGAUAAGAAACUCCUUUGAUGAUUGGAUAACUUUGGAAACUUGUAUUUUUAUACAUGGAGAGACCAAAGUAAAACACAUUUUAAAUGAGAACAAACUGAGCGAAUAUUUUGAUCAGUUUCAUGUUCAGGAGCUACAGAGAGAACAACAAAUGAGAUAUAUGGAAAUAUGCAGGAGACUUCAGUUGCAAGAAAUGGCUGAUGACAGGUUUGACAAAGUAUAUGUUGGUGGAACCAAACUGAAGCCUUUGCCAGAUUUUAAAAAGUUAAAAGAAGAAUCCAAAGAGUUAAAACUAAAAGUCAAAGCAUUUUUUGAGGGUAGAAUGUACGAAGGGGACGACAAAGGCUUUUCGACUGACGAUAAUAAAAAACUGGAUGAAGAAGAAAGUCCUCCCGCAGUGUUACCCCCCGUAGAUGUACAUUCCCAAAAUCUGCUGCGCAGGAAGAUAUUCUUAAAUUCUUUGAAUAAAGCGAUCCAACAACUCUUACAGUCACUCGGUGCUUCCUACACGUCCGUGUUAUCAGAUAUUCAAGCGUUGGUGAAAACAUUCAAAUUGAAGGCCGACAAUAUCACUUUUAAACCUUUUGUAUGGAAUUACAUUGCUUUGGUUUUGUUACAUUUAUUAAGUAUGAAAGAAAUAUACUUGAAGGAAAUUUUAGAGGAGCAAAGGUCUCAAGAGUUUGUCCACGUUUUAUUGGACAAUUUACCCAGCAAAAGAGAAUUUAUCAGUAAAGUGCUCAGUAACGUUGAGAAUGUUGAGCUGUUUGUGCAACACUAUAUUACUAAGAAGGACAGUAAUUAUUUGUGAUCAGUUAAGCUUUAAGGAUUUAAUAAUAUAUAUUAUGUAUUCAGUACAUUAAA